Messenger RNA from Pistacia vera, 1741 nucleotides. Its product is annotated as 7-deoxyloganetic acid glucosyl transferase-like. The record is from RefSeq and is a predicted model, not a curated record. The transcript has 2 exons. Gene Ontology annotation, molecular function: UDP-glycosyltransferase activity. Lineage: Eukaryota; Viridiplantae; Streptophyta; Magnoliopsida; Sapindales; Anacardiaceae. Bases 1 to 1500 code for a protein of 499 amino acids.
AUGAAUUAUAAACUCCAUAGAAAGGGAAAUCAAAACCAGACAGAGAAAUUAACAUUUGACAUAGAGAUGGAGAAAGAUCCACCUCAUGUUCUCAUCUUUCCCAUUCCAGCCUUAGGCCAUGUCAACUCCAUGCUCAAGCUCGCCGAGCUCCUCAGCGUUGACGGCAUAAAAGUUACUUUUCUCAACUCAGAGUACAACCAUGACCGUCUUGUUCGUCACACUGAUGUUUGUUCCCGUUACACGCAACGUUUACCUGGGUUUCAAUUCAAGACUAUUACAGAUGGUCUUCCAAUGGACCACCCACGAACCGGAGAUCGAUCUGCGGACGUGUUACAUUCAGUGAAAUCAGUAACUCCUCCUCUUUUGAAAGAGAUGCUACUGAAUGAAAUUAAGCCGCCAGUGAAGUGCAUCAUAUCGGAUGGAAUUAUGAGCUCCGCUAUUGACGUAGCCAGGGACUUGGGAAUUCCGAUCAUUUAUUUUCGAACUAUUGGAGCUUGUGCUUUGUGGGCUUACUACUCUCUCGGUGAAGUCAUUGAUGCCGGCGAGCUUCCUAUCAAAGGUACUGAAGAUAUGGACCGCCAGAUAAAAAAUGUGCCUGGCAUGGAAACUUAUCUCCGGUGCCGCGAUCUUCCGAGCUUCUGUCGAGCUGACGAUCCCAUGGACAAAACCCUCCAACUCUUUAUGAGCGAGACUCGCUCAACCCCUCGAGCAGAUGGUCUCAUAUUGAACACAUUUGAGGACCUGGAAGGACCCAUACUGUCCCAAAUUCGCAGUAUAUGUCCAAACAUUUAUACCAUAGGACCCCUUAACGCUCACCUCAAAGCAAGAGUCCCGGAAAACACUUCCUUAAAACCCUCAAACAGUUUCUGGGAAGUGGACAGAAGCUGCAUCUCAUGGCUUAACGAACAACCUCUGCAAUCAGUUAUCUAUGUUAGCUUUGGUAGCAUUACAAUGCUCUCAAGAGAACAAUUGCUAGAGUUUUGGCAUGGUCUUAUGAAUAGUAACAAACGAUUCUUAUGGGUCAUUAGGCCUGAUUCCAUUUUGGGAAAAGAUGGAGAGAAUCAAAUUCCCGAGGAGCUCGUUGAGGCCACCAAGGAGAGAGGGUACAUGGUUGGCUGGGUUCCGCAAGAAGAGGUCUUGGCCCACGAGGCUGUUGCUAUGUUUUUGACUCACAAUGGAUGGAACUCAACUUUGGAGAGUACUGUGGCGGGAGUGCCCAUGUUAUGUUGGCCGUAUUUCGCUGAUCAGCAGGUGAAUAGUCGAUUUGUUGGCGAAGUGUGGAAAAUUGGGAUUGAUAUGAAGGAUGUGUGUGAUAGAAAGGUUGUUGAGAAGAUGGUUAAUGAACUGAUGAUGGAGAGGAAGGAUGAGUUCAAGAAAUCAAGCUCUGAGAUGGCUGAUUCUGCUAGAAAAAGUGUCAAUGAAGGUGGAUCCUCGUAUUGCAAUUUGGACCGCUUGAUAAAUGACAUUAGUUUGAUGAGCUCAAGAGCUCAUUCUUGCUGAAGUUUGGUUGCAAGAUGCAAGUAUCUGCUACCGCUAGCAUACACCAAGGUUGAAACUUUUUCAUUAAUCCAAUAAAACAAGAGGAGCAGAGUUGUUUAAUAAUAGUUAAUGUUUAGUUGAAUGAUUCCAAUCAUAUGAAGGUCGAUUUUCUCCGCUGUUUGUUUGAAGGCUUGUAGCCAGAGAUGGCAAUGGGCUCCAUAUUUUUUUUGGUACAAGUCGGGCUUUACCCGAUGUUUGUAGG